ACAAGCUAACGAAUUGUGUCUGUUUUAGCGCACGUGGUUAACUGUCGCGCAACGUGUAUCUGACAAAAUGGGGAAGAAAACAAAGACUGGGAAGCAGCGCAAGGACAAGUUUUACCACUUGGCCAAAGAGACAGGUUUCCGAUCCAGAGCGGCGUUCAAGCUUAUACAGCUGAACCGUAAAUUCGAGUUUCUGCAGAGGUCUCGCGUGCUGAUCGAUCUCUGCGCGGCACCCGGAGGAUGGCUACAGGUUGCCCAGAAGUACAUGCCCGUGUCCAGCGUCAUCAUCGGCGUAGACCUGGUGCCAAUAAGGCCCAUCCCGAACGUGAUCGCCAUCCAGGAUGACAUCACGACGGGAAGCUGCCGCACCAAGCUCAAGAAAGAACUGAAGACUUGGAAAGCCGACAUCGUCCUCAACGACGGUGCGCCUAACGUCGGAAAAAGCUGGGUCCACGACGCGUACGGCCAGAAUGUCCUCACGCUCCACGCCAUCAAACUGGCCACCGAGUUCCUCAACAGGGGAGGCUGGUUCAUCACCAAGGUGUUCCGUUCAAAGGACUACCAAGCUCUGAUGUGGGUGCUGAAGAAGCUCUUCAAGAAGAUUUCCGCGACCAAGCCUCAGGCGUCCCGUCACGAGUCUGCGGAGAUAUUCGUCGUGUGCCAGUCGUACAUUGCCCCCGACAAGAUCGACCCGAGGUUUCUAGACCCCGCACACCUUUUCAGCGACGUCGACAUUGGCGAGGUUGCCAAGCUGAAUCCUGCCCACCCGGAAAAGCAGAAGCCGAAAGCCGAGGGAUACCCCGAAAAUGAUUACACAUUGUACCAUAGGGUACCUGUGUUGGACUUCCUGAAGUGUGAAAACCACCUAGAGGUACUGGGACAGUGCAGUGAAGUCGUGAUUGAUGAUGAAGAGGUGCUGGCACAUCCUCUCACAACGCAGGAAAUCAAAGAGUGUUGCAAGGACAUCAAAGUUUUGGGCCGUGGAGACAUAAAGAGCUUGUUGACGUGGAGAAAGAAGUUGAAAGUGUGGCUGGAGGAAAAGAACAAAAAGGAGGAGAAAGACAAUAAAGAAGAGGGCAUAGAAGAAGUUGAAGAAGAGAGUGAUGAUGAGGAGCUUCAACUUCUCAAGCAUGCGGAGGAAGUAACAGCCGAACAAGCCAGGGAGCUGAAGAAGAAAAAAAAGAAAGUACUGAAACAGAGGAAAAAGUUGAGAGAUCGGAUGAACCUGCAAAUGGUCCUGAAGAAUGAUCAGGCCAUAGUGGAAGAAGAUUUGGACCUGUUCAAGCUGAAGGCCAUAAAGAAUGAGAAGCAGUUGUCUAAUGUAGAUGAGGUCGAUGUCGGCACGCUCGAUCCCGCGCAACCGCUUGAAGACGACACCGAGGACUUGGAUCAUCGGAAGAAGCGUGUUGCUUACAAGAAGAAUGCCCGAAACGAAGAUUGGUAUGCAGAGGAAGGGGACGCAAAUGACGAAGACGAUGAUUCUGAUGAUGAUGAGCAUCAGGAACUGGAGUUUGAAAGCGAUGCCGAAGAAGAUGCAAAAGAUGAUGAAGAUGAAGAAGAUAAUGUACCUCAGGAUGAUGAGAAUCCUUUGCUCGUUGAUGUGGCUUAUGGCAGCCUUAAAAACAAGCGCAAGGAAAUGGGAAAAUUGUGGUUUGAAAAAGAAGCAUUUGCCGACAUGGAUGAUGAGGAAGAACUGCUAGAGUUGGAGAUGAUGUCUGAAGGAAAGGAGAAAAGCACAGAGAAACGCUCGAAAUCAUCAGAGGGCAAGCAGAAGGCUAGUGAAUCAAAAAAAGGGCAGAAAAAAGUGACGUUUGCUGAUGCUGUACAGGUAGAUGCAACAGAUAAAAGCACGACCACUUCAACCGGGGGCUCACUGAAGACUAAAAGCACAACAAAAACUAGUGGGGAGCCACCAAAAAAGAAACAAAAGCGAGUGAAGCUGGAUCCAGAGGGCUUGGCCAUUGGCACAAUGAUGAUCAAGUCUCGGAAAGCAAAGCGGGACAUCAUAGAUGCCGGGUUCAACAGAUAUACCUUCAACGACGACAACCUGCCCAAGUGGUUUGUUGAAGAAGAAAAGAAGCAUAGUAAAAAGAUGAUGCCAGAGACUGCCGAAAUGGUUGCCGAGUACAAGGCGCAACUAAAGGCUGUCAAUGCACGACCCAUCAAGAAAGUUGCAGAGGCUAAAGCUCGUAAAAAAUUGCGGGCAGCGCGAAAGCUCGAGAAGGCUCGCAAGAGGGCUGAAACCAUCACGGAAAAGCUAGACAUGACAGAUGCAGAAAAGGCGCAACAGAUACGAGCCAUUUACAAGAAAGUCCUUCGCAAGAAGGACGACAAGGUGACGUAUUUGGUGGCCAAGAAAGCAACCGGGCGCAAAGUGCGGCGACCACCUGGGGUGAAGGGGAAGUUUAAAGUUGUUGAUCCACGCAUGAAGAAAGACUUGAGAAAGAAAAAGGCAGAAAUGAAGAAGAAGCGAUAGCUGCACUACUGUACUGUAGGAAGAUGUUGACUGAUUCUCAAUGCGAGAAGUGGGAAUGCUUAAGUGUACAUACCCAUACAUUUGUCCAGAGUGUCGUCGCCAUGAUGUCGAAGCAGAACCUCGCCAGUUAAACUGAUGUGGUAUGCUUUUGACAUCUUUACUGUGACUAUUUUUGUUACGGUAUAACGAGUGUGCUCACAAAUGUGUAAAAAUAAACUUGUUUAUGUCUAAUCAUGGCAUUAAAUGUUG
This is a messenger RNA of Rhipicephalus microplus (southern cattle tick), 2722 nucleotides long. RefSeq names its product pre-rRNA 2'-O-ribose RNA methyltransferase FTSJ3. The record is from RefSeq and is a predicted model, not a curated record. Gene Ontology annotation, molecular function: rRNA (guanine) methyltransferase activity; rRNA (uridine-2'-O-ribose)-methyltransferase activity. Gene Ontology annotation, biological process: rRNA methylation; maturation of LSU-rRNA from tricistronic rRNA transcript (SSU-rRNA, 5.8S rRNA, LSU-rRNA); maturation of 5.8S rRNA from tricistronic rRNA transcript (SSU-rRNA, 5.8S rRNA, LSU-rRNA). Gene Ontology annotation, cellular component: nucleolus; nucleus; preribosome, large subunit precursor. NCBI's taxonomy places the organism in Eukaryota, Metazoa, Arthropoda, Arachnida, Ixodida, Ixodidae.